Molecule: messenger RNA, 795 nt
Organism: Entamoeba invadens IP1
Lineage: Eukaryota; Evosea; Mastigamoebida; Endamoebidae
Exons: 1
Coding region: 1-795 (264 amino acids)
Source: RefSeq, a predicted model, not a curated record
AUGCAACAAAGAGCAUCAAAAGCAGUAGACGCAGCUUUACUCAGAGAACGUAAAACAGUUUCCAGAAAUGCGGAGAGUGCUGUUAUCAACACUAUUAUAUGUAUCUUGAUCAGACAGUUUGGCGCAGUGGCAACUUUCAGGAAGUCCAAGAAGACUAAGAACACGAUUAAGAUGACUGUUCCAGAGUCUCUUAUUUUGAACGGUGAGUCUUAUGACCAGGCUAAAAUAGCAUCGUUGAACCAGAACUUUGUCAAGGAGAUUCUUGGAGAAGAACCAUUAGAUAUCACAAAGAUGAACGAUAAGCAGUACAACAGAUCCAAAGAAGCCCAGUUCAAUAAUGGUUUACUUUAUUUGAUCAAAUCACUAGGAUACGACUUCACAAUUAAACAGACAAAAAAGGCUAAAUUGACAGAGAGGUUUGUCAAAAUAACAGUCCUCAAAACACCACUUGGUGUCAUUUUGGAUAUGAACAAACUUACUGGCAUUGGGGCCAUGUUUGAAAAAUUGAUUUCAGACUCAUUUGGAAGAGAACAGUCGACUCAAGUCACAUUUGAUAAUGUGAACGCUUUGAAUAUCCCAGACAUUCCAGCAAUAUCUUCAGCGUCUGUUAAUUGUUUGGCAAAUAAUGAAAAUGAAGCAGAUAUGAUCAGUUACUCGUCUGUGGGAUCACAAUGCAAUGUGCCUCAAAUUGUCUACCAAGAAAGUACACCUUAUUACCAAAUGCCACCACAAACAUAUCAAGACUAUCAAUAUAACUUCCAACAAGCUGAACCCAUAUACUACUUUUAUUCUUAA